Cricetulus griseus (Chinese hamster) is the source of this 1077-nucleotide messenger RNA. The record is from RefSeq and is a predicted model, not a curated record. NCBI's taxonomy places the organism in Eukaryota, Metazoa, Chordata, Mammalia, Rodentia, Cricetidae.
AUGGAAAAUCCAGAGUCAGAAGUUGUCAACUUCCUUUGGUCCCCCAGGAAUUCUGGAGGCAGAGGUACAAUCAGAUCAGCUGUGAACAGCUUACAUAGCAAAUCUAAUAGAGCUGAAGUUGUAAUAAAUGGCUCUUCACUGCCAGCUGUUGUUGACAGAAGUCAUGAAAGCAUUAAGCACAGCAUCCAGCCAGCUUCAUCCAGAUGGAGACACAACCAGACGCUCUCUCUGAGGAUCAGGAAGCAGAUUUUAAAGUUCUUGGAUGCGGAGAAGGAUAUCUCUGUCCUUAAGGGGACCCUGAAGCCCGGAGACAUUAUUCAUUAUAUCUUCGAUCGAGACAGCACAAUGAACGUGUCCCAGAACCUCUAUGAACUCCUCCCCCGAACCUCACCCCUGAAGAAUAAGCAUUUCCAGACUUGUGCCAUCGUGGGCAACUCAGGGGUCUUGCUGAACAGUGGCUGUGGGCAAGAGAUUGACACCCACAGCUUUGUCAUAAGGUGCAACCUGGCUCCAGUUCAGGAGUAUGCCCGGGAUGUGGGCCUCAAGACAGACCUAGUGACAAUGAACCCCUCGGUCAUCCAGCGGGCCUUUGAGGAUCUGGUGAAUGCCACAUGGCGAGAGAAGUUGCUGCAACGGCUACAUGGCCUCAAUGGCAGCAUCCUGUGGAUACCUGCCUUCAUGGCGCGUGGUGGCAAAGAACGUGUGGAGUGGGUUAAUGCUCUCAUCCUGAAGCACCAUGUCAAUGUACGCACGGCUUACCCUUCCCUGCGCCUGCUGCAUGCUGUCAGAGGAUAUUGGCUGACCAACAAAGUCCACAUAAAAAGACCAACUACUGGCCUCUUGAUGUAUACCCUAGCCACACGUUUCUGCAAUCAGAUCUACCUCUAUGGCUUCUGGCCCUUUCCACUGGAUCAGAAUCAGAACCCUGUCAAAUACCACUAUUAUGACAGCCUCAAAUACGGCUACACUUCCCAGGCCAGCCCCCACACCAUGCCCUUGGAAUUCAAGGCCCUCAAGAGCCUGCAUGAGCAGGGAGCAUUGAAACUGACUGUUGGCCAGUGUGAUGGGGCUACGUAA